This is a messenger RNA of Gossypium raimondii (Peruvian cotton), 573 nucleotides long. Its product is annotated as COP9 signalosome complex subunit 8-like. The coding region runs from base 1 to 327 and encodes 108 amino acids. Lineage: Eukaryota; Viridiplantae; Streptophyta; Magnoliopsida; Malvales; Malvaceae. The record is from RefSeq and is a predicted model, not a curated record. Gene Ontology annotation, cellular component: COP9 signalosome. Gene Ontology annotation, biological process: COP9 signalosome assembly; protein deneddylation. The transcript has 3 exons.
AUGAAUAUGCAAGGGCUUCGUGUAAAUGAAAUGAAUGCUAAGUUGAGAGGAUUAUUUGCCUUCCGUUUUAUAGAGCUUCACUCUAAGAGGAUGUUUGAAGUUGAACUGCUACUAUCUGCUUAUUCAACAACAAGCAUCCAAGAUGCUGCUCAAUUUCUUGAAGUGAGUGAGGAAGAUGCCACAAAUUAUGUACUUUUGCAUGGUUGGACACUCGAUCCUGCUUCCCAAAUACUAACAGUGACAAAGAAGGCUACCGUUAAAUGGCAGAAAUUAGACCCCGACGAAUUGCAGCGCCUGACAGAGUACAUCUUCCACCUUGAACAUUAAAUCAAACUUGCAGUUUCUGAGCUUUUGACUACUUAUUUGAGUUGAAUUCAGUAAGCAAGUUAAUGCCCUCUACGUUUAUCAAAAUUUGGCAACUGCAACUUUCAUUAACCUUUGAUGUCUUACAUGGUUCCAUUUCAUCCUUCCGAUCAGUAGCAGAUGAGCGCUUUGCUGUCUUAGGCUCCAUUCACCAUUGCUGAACAGACAAAACUGCUUUUUGAACCCAAAGCUUUUGAACAUUUGUGGAGA